Molecule: messenger RNA, 1188 nt
Organism: Triticum dicoccoides
Lineage: Eukaryota; Viridiplantae; Streptophyta; Magnoliopsida; Poales; Poaceae
Exons: 1
Coding region: 1-1188 (395 amino acids)
Molecular function (GO): protein binding
Source: RefSeq, a predicted model, not a curated record
AUGUCGGAGACGCAACCACCCUCGCCAUCGUCGUGGUCGGCCAUCCCGCUGGACCUGGCUGGGCUGGUGCUCUGGCUCCUCCCCGCGUGCGCCGACCGCGCCCGCUUCGCCGCGGUAUGCCCGCAGUGGCGCACCGCCGCGCUGCACCACCGUGUGCUCCCGGUGCUGCCGCUGCUCGCGCUCCCGGACGGCACCUUCUACAGCCUCCCUUACAGCAAGCGGUUCUGCUUCCCAGGCUGCGGCUUCGCGGGGUACAACAGCGCCUGCGGCCGCUGGCUCGCUUUCCUACGCGACGACGGAUGCUUCCUCGUGGAUCCAUUCACCGGCGCCACCGUGACGCUCCCUGCACUCUCUCACGUCCGGCUCCGUCCACAGCAUGCGGAUCUGAAGCACAUACCAGAGCACGAGCGUCACACCCGCGGCACAUGGCUGCUUAUCAGAAACGUGGACACUCUCCUGCUGAGUAAGCUGAUACUGUGCUCGCCGAACCUCGCCGCUGCAUUUGUCUCCCAUGAAAUGCUUGGCCAAAUCCUGCUGUGCCGGCCAGGGGCUACCUCGUGGUCGGUACGCGCGUACGAUGAGUGCAAGGAUUACAAAGAUAUGGCGUUCUACCAGGGCAAGCUCUACGCCAUUGACUACGGCGAGGACCUCUUCAUGGUAAACAUCGGCCAGGACGAGAGCACCGGCGACCCGCAGAUUUCUCGGAUCGGACGGAUCAUCAGUGGCAGUCCAUGUGAUUUGGAUUGGACGCCGAGCAACAGCACCAUCAAGAUCAAGGUUUACCUGGUCGAAUCAUGUGGCAAGCUGCUAAUGGUACGCAGGAAGAUCUGGUGCAGGCUGGUGCUGGACCAUGUUUUGGCUGGAGAGAGCGAGUUCGAGGUGUUCGAGGCUGACUUCAAGCGCUCACGGUGGAUCAGUGUGACGACCUUGGGAGAGGACCAGGUGGUUUUUGUUGGGCGAAGCUGCUCCCUGGCCGUUCCCGUGUCUCAGUACGGGAUGAAGGGAGAUCGGAUCUUUUUCUUGGACGAUGAUGAAUAUUACAAGGGCUAUAGCCACAAGAACGACGACACUUCCAUCAGUGUCUACGACAUGAUAGACGGUGAGGUUUCAUCCCCUCUGCCGAUGGUCUCAUGGAAACGUGACACAGAUAGAAACAAAAUGCAUCACACGACAUGGCUACUUCCGUGA